Molecule: messenger RNA, 2359 nt
Organism: Paecilomyces variotii
Lineage: Eukaryota; Fungi; Ascomycota; Eurotiomycetes; Eurotiales; Thermoascaceae
Product: F-box domain protein
Exons: 4
Coding region: 248-1936 (562 amino acids)
Molecular function (GO): protein binding
Source: RefSeq, a predicted model, not a curated record
CUAGUCCAUUACCAUUUAGCAUCAUUUCCUAGGGUAUCAUCAUUGCACUACCAAGUCUAUUUUAUCUUAUUCUAGAUGGGAUCUUGGGGAAACUGUCAUUGGGUCGAUUUGAGUGAGCUCCUUAGUUAACUAAUCUAUCCAUGUAGGGUGUCUGGCAGUGUUUCGCAGGCCGCCGUUGUACGGUCUGGGAUAUAGCUUUUCCUUCUUUUUCUAGCAUCCACUGUUCUACACAGCUUGGAUCUGCGAAAUGUCCAAGCGAUCUCGAGAUAACGAACGCACUUCGUCUCCUGCACCGAAGCGUCUCCGCGCCACUGCGGAUCGAACAGACCGCCUUUCAUCCUUGAGUGAUGAGCUACUCAUUCAGAUUCUCUCAUUUCUCCCGAUACCGUCGCUCAUAACAUGCCAAAGACUAUCCCGCCGGUUUCAUUCCCUCGCCGGGGACUCCGAACUAUGGAAAAGACUAUACUACUCGCGAUGGGUGUGGCCCCGCGCCCGUCGGUUGGCGAAUUCAAAGCACUCGAUAUCAUCCCAGAAAGCACUUGAUUACUCCCCAAGGGUGUCGAAAUGGCUAGGUCAUGGCCACCUCAUGGAGGAAGGCAGGGCGACAAAUUGGAAAAGACAGUACCGGCUCAGGCAUAACUGGUCCAAGGGUAGCUGCCGGGUCAGCGAAGUCGAGGUCGCCCAACCGCCCGUUCCACAGAUAUUGGUGAAACUCUAUGCAGGCAUGGUGUUCACUGCGGAUAGUGAUUGCGGGUUAAGAGUGUGGUCUACAAGAUGUCCCAGUCGCUGCUUGGCAAGUUUUCCAUUUCAAGACGUCGCAGGGAGGGUAUCUGCUGCUCCUACAGCUCUUGCUGCAGCCAAGGGUUCGUCUCAAAACAGCAUCGAAGUCACUGUUGGAUUCGAAGAUGGCCGUUUUAUGGUUUAUGAGUUGCAGACGCCUACCUUGCGCUUGGUUCUACGACUCUGCCAUGCAGCAUCAUCUGGGGGUGCAGUGACCGCGGUCGCAUCGUCGUCACCUUAUGUUCUUAUGAUAUCCCAGCAUAAGGUGCUGUCCUUGUACGAACUCCCCUGGAGGAAGAUCGAUACAAGCACUGACGCGACACUGGAACCUCCGCGGCGGGUGGCUUCUCUUACUGCUAACAACAUCUUCGCGCCAAUAUCAUUGUCCAUACGGAAUUCUGCUUCGGAAAUCGUGGCAUCGAUAGCAUACAGCUUUUAUCGCGUAGGCUGUGGUUGGUCCCUUGGCAUUCAGGAGCUGCGUCUUAGUAACGACGGUGAACAUCUCGGUUCUCGACUCGCCACUACGGUGGAUUCCCAGUACGGUACAGAUCUAGUCAGACUUCCCAUAGAACCUGGGACAGGACGACGACAUGGACCAGUGGCGCGCCAAUUUCCUGCAAUACCCGCUGAGCCUUCUAUACUGCACAACGAACCCCCUACCUCACUGUCUUAUUCACACCCUUACCUUCUGAGUUCGCACGCGGACAACACGCUGACCAUGUAUCUCGUCGUGUCGACAUCUAACGCCUUAUCCAUAAAGGGAGGGCGGCGACUUUGGGGCCACACAUCCUCAGUCUCGGGUGUACAAGUCAGUGAACGCGGUAAAGCCGUCUCGGUCGGCGCGCGAGGCCAUGACAUACGAAUUUGGGAACUCGAGGCUGUGGCGUCCUCCCCGUUCUCGUCACAAAGAUCAUUACAGGGAGAUAGCAGUGUCCAGGUCAGUCCCGAAAAUAAACACCGCAGAAAAUCCGUGGAGUUUGGCAUAGCGCCAGUCUCCCUGGACGCCAGUUGCGGACAGCUGCGAUCGGUGUUUGAAGACCUCUCCGAAGAGUUAUCGUCGAGAGAUAGCUGGAUCGGAUUUGAUGAGGAGCAGGUAAUCGUGCUCCGUGAGAGAGGGGUGGGGACCCAGUUGCUUGAGUGCUAUGAUUUCACAUAGGCUGGGCCAGGAGCGGACUUUUACUCUUUAUGUAGAUAAUAGAUAUUGUAUAGAUCGUCCUCCAUCGAUAUCAUCGAAUCCAUCUUGAUGUCUGCAAAGAUCGCCCCGCCCUGUUGGCCAGAAAUUAGAAUCAGAUAGCCCUGUCAAAGAUCGUCAGAAGAGCAUCUUAGUUAGCAGUUCCGCGUCAGGACUCUGUAGUAUGGGUGCAGCGCAGCGGCCCGCACGACAAUCGCGCAAUAGAAAGGCCUAGGAUCAACAGAUAAAGACCACUGAUCUUCGAGUUCAUGCUCGAAUUGAUAGCAGUCUCGAGUAGUAGUAAGGUCACUUGCAGGCCGACGGAGAGUACCUUUGGGAAGGCGAGCACGCGUCCCGACUGAACGGAUAUAAGGAAGCUUCUGGUGCGAUUUAUCUGAGACAGCGUUU